AUGUCCAGAAAUCCCAGCCGCUCCAACUCUCCCGCCCCUCGCCAGAGCACCAUCACCGAGAGCACCCUCUCCUCCGGGUUUGGUGAUUAUGGCUCCCCCGGAAUAGAAGGCUUUGCCCGCCCUCCUUCUCGCAGCUCCAGCACGGCUGCCCAGCGUGGAAGCGCCAGCACCUUCAGCAGCACUACUGCUCAGCGUGGAAGCACAACCACCACGGCUGGCCGCACCCCCUCAACUCCGGCGCGCCCAGCCUCUCCCGGUCCUCGACCAGGGAGCUCUGGCGGUGUUCGCCCGGGAAGUUCAGGUGGCGGUCGCCCAGGCAGCUCAGGCAGUGCAGGCUCCGGUGACUCCAUCAUUCCAACCGAGGGUAAUGUGCCCGCAGCACUCCUCAACCGGGGCAAAAGGUCGCAGGAAGACAGGCAGAGGCUUGCCAUUGGAGAGUCCAAUGCUUCUAUGCUGGAUUCCCGUGGCCGUUCGGCUCGCCCCUCCCGUGACAGGAAGUCCAGAAAGGACGGCUCCAAGUCUUCUUCUCGCUCUCGCUAA
This is a messenger RNA of Podospora pseudocomata, 540 nucleotides long. RefSeq lists its product as uncharacterized. The coding region runs from base 1 to 540 and encodes 179 amino acids. The transcript has a single exon. Lineage: Eukaryota; Fungi; Ascomycota; Sordariomycetes; Sordariales; Podosporaceae. The record is from RefSeq and is a predicted model, not a curated record.